UCACGUCGGAUGUAGCACGAAUCAACUUAAUAAUUAUGCUUAAAAUAAUAUAUUUCACAGACGGUUAAACAUGACGCUACGUGUUAUGUUAAUAGUGAUCGCAGUGAACAGUGUUGUAUCUAACGCACUAUUCAUACCAAGAUCUUUGCCUGAAGACGCACUUCUUAACUUUACUGGACUUAGUGAAAAAUAUGGACAUAAAGCUGAAGAAUAUAGUGUUGUAACUGAAGACGGUUAUAUUCUGACACUGUUUCAUAUACCAGGAACGAGGAAACCACCGGUUUUACUGUUACACGGCAUACAUGAUACAGCAGACACUUUUAUUUUAAGAGGAAAAAAAUCUUUAGCAAUCACGUUAGCGAAUAACGGUUACGAUGUUUGGGCAGGAAAUACUAGAGGAAAUAAAUACGGCAGGCGACAUAUCAAACUUAAUCCAGAUACAGACCCGGCGUUCUGGAACUAUUCAUUCCAUGAACAUGGAGUACAUGAUCUUGCUGCUAUAACUGACUUUAUUUUAAACGCAACGGGAGAACAGAGUUUACAAAGCAUCGGACACUCAGAAGGAACGACGGAUCAUUUUGUAUUAGCAUCGCAAAAGCCUGAAUACAAUAACAAAUUUAAACUCUUCAUAGCACUAGCUCCUGUAGCUUUCCUAAGCAAUUUAAUAUCUCCCGUGUCUGCAGUAACUGAAUUGGGUCCUUUGUUAAAUCAAGUAUUACUUUCCUUGAAAAUCGAAGAAUUGAUCUCUGAGAAGGGAAUCGAGAAAAAUAUCUUGCAACUGAUCUGCAAUAAGGAAGACAUCGGUUACGAGUUGUGUUUUAAAGGAGUUAUAUUGCAAGGCGCAGGUUAUGAUCCUAAAGGUAUCGAGCCGAAGUUUUUUCCGACUAUUUUAGGACAUUAUCCCGCUGCAGGUUCAAGGAAAAGUUUGCUACAUUAUGAUCAAGUAGCUCUAAGCAAACGCUUCGCCCUUUUUGACUAUGGUCCUGAAGAGAAUAAGAAACGUUAUGGAUUCAUAGUGCCUCCUGAUUAUAAUCUUCGGCAGGUUAUUAUGAAAACAGCUCUUAUAGUCGGGAAAAAUGACAACUUGUCCAGAGUUCGAGACGUGGAAUAUUUACGCUUCCUUCUUCCGAAUAUUGUGGAGUAUCAUUUGAUGAGGCAAAAAAGGUGGAACCAUUUAGAUUUUGUUUGGGGUAAUGAUCUGCCGGAGACCUUGUUUCCUCAAAUAUUAUCGUUAUUAGAGAAAUAUAGGUGAAAGAGGAGCAAAACUUUUGGAAGUUCUACUGAAAGAAAUUCCACAGCUUAAGAAGACGACGACUAUUGAUUUUUAAGAGUGAUUAGCCAAAUCACUUUAAAGAAAGAACUUUGAAAAUUAUUGAUCGUAAAGUGAAAUGAUUUUCGAAUACUAUCGUGUGAUUGAGGAACUAAUUCGGGACAAUACAUCAGUGGCCAUAGUUAAAUGGGGUACAAGUCUCGCACUGUAACUGUAACUGUGUGUAGGAGCAUAAGUAUAAUGUAGAACUAAAGAUAUGUCCAUAGGCAUUUUGCGCAGAUUUUUAAUGUGUUGUCGAUUUUUUACAGACAGUUUUUAUGUGAUAUAAUUUAGUAAGUGUUUUUAACUUAUAAAUGCGGAUAAACUCAAACGUAAAAUAUGUGUUACGAAUAUCAAUGUAGUGGUUAAAUGACAUAGUUUAGUGACAAAAAGUGAGUGUAACAUAGUUAAAAUCCGUAUCAUUAGCUUUUUUUGUAGGUUUUGUUAUAGUUUCACGACCGCCAUUUUUGCAUGCAUUUUUAGUAUAGUGUAUUAAAUUAAAAUAAAUCACA
Molecule: messenger RNA, 1821 nt
Organism: Leguminivora glycinivorella
Lineage: Eukaryota; Metazoa; Arthropoda; Insecta; Lepidoptera; Tortricidae
Product: lipase 1-like
Exons: 1
Coding region: 71-1252 (393 amino acids)
Biological process (GO): lipid metabolic process
Molecular function (GO): hydrolase activity, acting on ester bonds
Source: RefSeq, a predicted model, not a curated record